Staurois parvus is the source of this 340-nucleotide messenger RNA. NCBI's taxonomy places the organism in Eukaryota, Metazoa, Chordata, Amphibia, Anura, Ranidae. The record is from the annotation of a GenBank genome assembly.
UGGGCACUGGUGGGUGCAUUGCUGGGCACAGGUGGGCGCACUGUUGGGCACAGGUGGGUGCAUUGCUGGGCACAGGUGGGCGCACUGCUGGGCAUAGGUGGGCGCACUGCUGGGCACAGGUGGGCGCACUGCUGGGCACACGUGGGCACAUUGCUGGGCACAAGUGGGCGAAACUUGUGUGUGGCACAGGUGGGCACCGAUCAUCAAGGCACUGAUGAUCAGUGACCCUGAUGAUCGGUGCCGAUCCCUGUUCUGACACCCUGUUCUGACGGUUUUCGGCAGUACUUUCCUCACGAUCUGACAGCGUGAGGAAAGUGCAGCCGAGAACCGGCAUUUGCAU